Messenger RNA from Monopterus albus (swamp eel), 964 nucleotides. Its product is annotated as probable E3 ubiquitin-protein ligase TRIML1. The record is from RefSeq and is a predicted model, not a curated record. NCBI's taxonomy places the organism in Eukaryota, Metazoa, Chordata, Actinopteri, Synbranchiformes, Synbranchidae. The transcript has 4 exons. The coding region runs from base 33 to 890 and encodes 285 amino acids. Gene Ontology annotation, molecular function: protein binding.
AGAGGGCUGCUUUCUCUGCCCUGGAUGGGCUAAUGGAGAGGAACUGUUCUCUCAUUCAGGAGAUAGAGCAAGAGCUGGCCAGACUCACUGUGGCACUGGACCAGACAGACACAAAUCCUGAUAUAAUGUCUUUCUUUUCAUCCUCUGAGCAACAUGACAUGGACACGGUGAACAGAGUGAUGGAUUUGCUAAACAGGACAGACCCAAGCAGUGUGAGCCUGGACGAGGCUAAAGCUGAACAGAUUCUCAGUCUCACCAACAACAUGCUUGUGCUCAUCUGCUCACAAACCCCUAUAAUCAAGAAACUCGUCAAUAGUUAUUCCAGUGAGGUGUGUCUGGAUCCAGAGACAGCCCACCCAAAGCUGAUCAUAUCCUCCAAAGGUGAUAGUGCCACCUACACAGACACCUGGCAGCAACUUCCUAACCUCCCUGGACGCUUUGACACCACCCUCAACGUCAUCAGCUCGCAAGGCUUCAUCUUUGGUCGCCAUUACUGGGAAAUUGAUGUGGCUGGGAAGACUUACUGGGAGCUAGGUGUCACCUAUCCCACCAUUCCCCGCAAGGGCACCACUGAGGAAUGCUGGCUGGGCCGGGGGGAUGAAUCUUGGUGUGUGGAGUUCUUUGAUGGGGAGUAUACAGCCUGGCAUGGAGGAGUGCCACAUCAGCUGCCUUUCACAAAACACUUCUGUCGGAUUGGUGUUUUGUGUAGUUUUCCUGCAGGAUUGGUGACAUUUCUUGAAGCAGACAACAUGAUGCCACUGUUCUCCUUCUGUGCCGCAACCUUCUCGGACUGCCUCCACCUGGCCCUGUGUCCUGGGCAUGACCACAGUGGCACAAAUGCAAAGCCUAUUGUAAUAUGUAAUACUUCUUCUCCUACCAGUGAUCUCUGAUUGGUAGCUCCACAGACGUUUGUAGUAAUUCCUUGCUAAGACACCAGUUAUGUACAGUUUGUAGAUAUGUAGGU